UGAAACACUUCCACUCGUCCAGUGACAUAUGACAUAUGAGAAUGAAAUGUCAACUCGUAAAAUUUCUUACAUUAUUAAGGUUAAGCAUAUGUUUAUGUGUUGAAUAAUAUUUUAAAAUAAGUAUUAUUCACGAUGGAAAAGAACAAACAAACCAACCCCGCUACUAAAAAAGAAAAAGUGGACGCCUCCGGACUCACGAAAAAGGAGCGCCGUGCCUUAAAGGUCCAAGAAAAGGGAAAACAAAACCCAGAAAACAAAAAAGACGAUAAAAAGGAAGUACCGAAAGCCCAACCACCCAAAAAUACCGAAAAACCGGUCGUAACAACGAAUCAACUUUCAGAAAAAGAGCUCAGAAAAUUGGAAUGGGAGAAGAAGUUAGCGGAACAAAAAGCCGAAUCGGGUGACAAAAAGGAGGCCCUUAGUAAAGCGGAAUUGCGUGCGAAACGUCGCGAGCAACAAGAAGCGCAACGAUCGGCGAAAACAAAUGUGACUACAACCAAACAAAAAGAGCAAAAAGAGGAGAAGAAACCACAGAAGAAAGCAGCGGAAGUGAAGAAGACACCCGUGACGAAAAAACCCGAAAAAAAGAAACACCUCGUCAGGCGGCUGGAAUUCGUCAAUCACUUAUAUUCUGAUGCAACAUUUGGAAACACAAUCGUCAAUUUUAAGAAUGUGCACCCCGCUUUCGUUAAAUUGGGGGUGCAGUACUCGAGUAAAAGAAUCCUGGGUUCGAAUGCUAGAUGUAGAGCGCUGUUAACAGCCGUCAAGGUUUUAAUUAAAGAUAUACAGACACCCCCCAAACAGGAGUUUUGCCGCUACUUUGAAACCGUGCUUCAGUCAUGCAUGGAACACCUAAACAGAUGCCGCUGCUCCGCUGUCUCUAUGAACAACGCCCUUACUAAUUUCAAAACAGAAUUGCGAAGAUUGUCCAAAAGUGAAGAACCGGAUAAUCAAAAGAAAGAAAAUCUUUUGGAAGUUAUAGACACGUAUAUUGAUCAUCAAAUGGACAGAGCUGGAGAAGCUAUUAGUAUGAAAGUUAAUGAAAAGAUUAAUAAUGGAGACGUGGUGUUGACAUAUGGCUGUUCUUCACUCAUUAAAAAAAUUUUAAGCGACGCUCACUCUAAAGGUAAACAGUUUCAAGUGAUAGUAGUCGACGGGCGUCCAUUUUUAGAGGGACGGCAGAUGCUGCAGCGUCUCGUUCAAAUUGGAAUUAACUGUAGUUAUGUUCAGAUGAACGCUUUGUGCUAUGUUAUGAGUUUGGUUACGAAAGUGUUAUUAGGGGCGCACGCCCUUCUCACUAAUGGCUAUGUAAUGUCUAGGAUUGGUACCGCCCAGGUUGCUUUAGUAGCGCAAGCCUAUAAUAAACCUGUUUUGGUUUGUUGUGAGACAUACAAAUUUAGUGAACAAGUCCUUACAGAUUCAUUUGUAUAUAAUGAACUAGAUGACUCAGAGAAGCUAAUAUGUGUGGAUACUCUUGAGGAAAGUAGUCCUUUGGCGCUUUGUCGUAAUAACGAUAAUUUACACAUCUUGAAUAUGCUGUAUGACGUGACACCGCCAGACUUAAUCACCGCUGUGGUUACUGAAUUGGCUAUUUUACCUUGUACUAGUGCUCCAGUUGUUUUAAGGCUUAAACCUCAAGCUUUUUAAAUUCAAAUGGAAAAUAAAAAAAAUGACAAAUUA
This is a messenger RNA of Zophobas morio, 1680 nucleotides long. RefSeq names its product translation initiation factor eIF2B subunit delta (gene eIF2Bdelta). The coding region runs from base 133 to 1647 and encodes 504 amino acids. NCBI's taxonomy places the organism in Eukaryota, Metazoa, Arthropoda, Insecta, Coleoptera, Tenebrionidae. The transcript has 4 exons. The record is from RefSeq and is a predicted model, not a curated record.